CUUCGGGAUCGAAAUUUCGCGAAAACUUGCAAUCCGCAAGCGGAAUCCUCUUUUGUCGCACGCGCGCAUACACAUUUUUCUCUCCUCAUCGAGCGAAUAACUCUUCUCUGAAAGACGGAAAGCUUUCCGAACGUAAAAUGAGAAAGAACGAUAAGAAUUUUCUAAGAUCCUUUGCAUUGCCAGGAAAAGUUAAAUUUCGAAAGUUAGAUUUGCAGGGCGCUUUUUAACACCGUUAUUUCGUCGUACCUGCGAGCGUAUACCUUGCAUCCGCUUUGUUACGCUCCAACGAAACCGGGAUAACAAUGCGCUUCCGUGGUGACUUAGGUGGGACAAAGAAUUGCGGGAUGAUUAUUCAGAAGUAGUGACUCAGUGUGCACGUAUACGUACACACACACACACACACACACGUGGUGCAUUAAUUCCAUGGAGUUCCGCGACUCGACAGUACGCGGCUGCGUCAUGAGAGACUGUUAUCAGUGCUUAGUCGCCGGUUAUCUUACGUCAAAUUAGCGCGUGCGCGCGCUCACGUAAUUUAUCGCAAUUAAGUCACUCGUCGCUCGAGAUUAACUAGAAUUCUCGCGUCGAUAGAAAAAAUAAUAUCGAUUUCAACGCGAGCCGAUCGCGCAGAACGCUGUUUAUUGAUUUUUUUGCAGUCGGCCCGCGUUCGCCUUCUCUCCCGCUUUUGGCACCGUUUCAAAUUCCCCGGACGCGCAAUCUGUAAUCCGUGAGAUUUUAUGGCAGCACGCGUGUGCGUGUGUGCGACAUGCCCGAGUCUUUUUACUUAUUAUUCGUAACUUUAUACUGGUCGCGUUUUUUGUGUAUUCAGCUGCUGACUAACUGCGUAAAUAUCUCUCAGACGCAACAUCCCGAGCGUGCGCGAGACUGAAACGUGCGGGCGGAUUAAUUGGAUUUUUUCAGUUUCACUCGCUGUAUCGCACCAAGACAGUCUCGAGAGUCAAAGAUUAUAUUUUGGAAAAUUAUACUUUAGAUUAUUUUGAAAACUAUGCGUCAAGAAGUCGAAAGCCACCCAAACAAUACAAAUGUCCAAAAUCGGGACAUGUCUUUUAAAUAUCUUCAAGUUGUCUUGAAGAUAUCAUAAUAUAAGACAUCUUUAACUCGUUUUUAAGACAUGCCCAAGAGACAUCUUAUGUCUCGAUUUUAGACAUUGGUGUUGUCUGGACAUUUGUAUUCCGCGUGCGAAUUUCUUUGCGUUUCUCUUUUCACAAGAGUCAGUUGCUACCUGCCCGAAUCGCACGUCUGUUUUCUAUCCCUGAACCAAGGCUGAACUUUGUUUCUUUCUCCUUCAAGUUAAACUACACACUUCUACCGCACUAACGGUAAAAAAAUACAACCUGGUUCAGGAAUACAAAACGUGAUGAACGCACCUCCAUCAGUUUCUCGUUUCCGUAAUUUCCAUUGGCGAGCAACGGUUACACGGUGCUACCGCGAACGCUAUCGCGUUGCACACGUUUACGAAGGAAGGUGCGUCCGUUAUGUGUGCGUGCGCGCACACGCCCCGAUCGUGCUUUCCUUAAGCAAACGACACGCAGCAUUCUCGAAGCUCUUUCGCGGUAGUCCACGGCGAUGACUACAAGAUAAUGUAACGUUACAGCGCCAGUAUGUUCGUGAACGCGCUCCGGUGAACGUGCUGCGUCCGCAAGAGAAAGACUCGCCGUCGCGACGUACGAUCACGCGUGUGUCAUUCUCUGAUAUGAUAUUUGACAACUAUUUUCUACUUUAUCUUCAUUGUUUUUUAUCUGACGAAAUAGUGCAGUGAACAGAUGUGAGUGUGGCAUUGUCUGUUAAAAAGAACUUCGGGGGAAAAAGGGAGGAAAACGUGUCCGCCGAUCAUUCCGUCGGUUGUGCUCUCGACGGAUCGAUCGUGCCAUCAAUUACACGACGAGGGCCGACCGGAAGAAGACAUUAUGAAGAGGACGGAGAUCAACAUUGUCCCGAGCAUGCAGCCGACGUGUUCCACUCGCACGGAUAACACUCAAAUUCCGGUGCCUAUAACAUCGCGUUUGCUCAAGGACUCAGAAAGCAUUCCUCCGAAACAGAAAUUCUCCGAAAACAGGAUCCAUGACGGGAUGAGCGUGGCCGCUCGCAGGGCACAUCUCGAGAAGCAGAAUUCCCCUGUACAGCUGACGUCGCGCAACAAUAAUCUGUCGACGUCCAGCAUCGAGAAGAAACGACCAGAGACAAAAAAGAUGCAAUGGCCCGUGUCCGCGACAUACGAUCCCAAUCAAAGGCGCAGAUGGAUUUCUCAACCAAUCAACGGCAAACUUCACACAUACGAAGCGAACCAAGAGCACGCGAGCCUGCAGAGGAAAUAUCAACAAUUGCAGAGGGAAAACAGUACACUGCAGGCGCAAUUGCAGGAGAAGGAACAGAAGCUGCUGAAGAUGCGAACAGUUUCCGAAGCGCUGUGCAAAGAAUACGAGCAAAUGAAGACUCAAUACGACGUAGAGACGAAUGCGAUGCACAAAGCAAUGCAACAGGCGUCUCAGUGGUAUAGGCAAAAUCGCGAGCUCAAGCGAAGAUCUCAAAUCAUCGCGCAAAAGUUUCUGCACACCCAUCCGGAGCAAUCGCUGGACUUCGACGUGACUGACGAAGUGGACUCGAACUUCGAGGAUUUGGACCAGCUGAGGCAAACGGUGAAGGAACUGAGCGGCGAAAUAGCACGGCUCCAGACGGAACUUCAUUCCGCCCGGCUUCAGGAAUUCGAAGCACAGGAGCAGGUGACGCAUCUGACCACGCAGCUGGAGGAGGAGAGGGCCCUCCGGCAAAAAGGCGAUGAGAAAAUUAACGAGUUGGAGGUGUACAAGGAGAACAUGGAGAGGGUCACGAAAAUGAUGGCUAUGGAGGUGCAGGCCCUGAAGACGCAGUGCGAUCGUGAAAGGGAAAACGCGAAGAUUUACAAGAAAGAGGCCGAAAAGGUACAAAAAGAACGGAACGUCUUGGCACACCAAAGCGCACUUCUCAUGGCUGAGGUCGGAGACGACCCAAACGGAAGACUGUUGAGCGUGUUGCAAGAGGUGGAGUCCCUGAAGAGGCAGCUGGAGGAGAAGCAGCAGAGCCACGCGUCUCAGGUGCAGAUGUUGCAGGAGAAAUUGGAGGAGAAAGAGUCGAACGUGGAGUUCGAGAUAGUCGAGGAGAAACUGAAACUCGCGGAGUCCGAACUGGAGAUGGUGCUUCAGAGGGCCGAGAAGGCCGAGAAAUCGGUGGAGGAGCUCGAGAGCGUCGUGUGUUCAUUGAAGCAGCAAGUCAGCGAGUUGGAGGAGAAAGCCUCGAGACCGCCGCCGCCACCGCCACCUCCGCCGCCGCCGCCGAUGUUGGCGCCCGGUCAAUCGACGAUAAAACUGCUGACCAGAGAAAAAUCGGCUGCGGAACGCACGGCCAUAAGCGAAAUGGAGAGCAUGCUCGGUAUCGCGCCGAAGAAAACGCCUACGAUUGCGCAACAACCUGUGAUCGACGAUAUCAUCAAUCAGAUCAAAGGCGGACGUUUUACGCUGAAACAAACAGACAAACAAAGAGAAGAGGAGCGGAGGAGACGGCAGGAAGCAGAGAGCGCACCGCCAGCGGUCUCCGAGAUGUUGAAUAUUCUUGGUACUAUGAGGCGGAGAGCCAAGCCGAUGAGGCAGACGAUCAAACCGCCGGAUGCAAUGUCCUAAUAAAACCAAAGCUGCCCGCGAAACGGAAGCAAUUUACGAUUCCAAAAAUGUCCGUCGAGUCUCUCAAGUGAUUGACCUAAAUAUAUAUAUAUAUAUAUGUUAUUACUAUUAUUAUAUUCUAGCAAGAUAUAUAUAUCUCUGUUAUCUUACAUGUGCAUUCAUUUUACAUACAUAUGUAUAUAUAUGUGUAGGUUUACCUUGCUCAAUCGGAAUUCGCGCAAAGUCUGUUUUUAUAUUCGACAGUGGAAGUGAACUUUUUAUACCACUGUAUGAAAGUGUGUUCGAAGUGUGAGACGAAAUCUCUUGUGAAAAGACCGAAGUGGAAUAUUUCGCUGUAUGUAACAUUUUAACGUCGGACGAAAUAAAGCCGGAGAAAUAUGAGA
Molecule: messenger RNA, 4054 nt
Organism: Dinoponera quadriceps
Lineage: Eukaryota; Metazoa; Arthropoda; Insecta; Hymenoptera; Formicidae
Product: shootin-1
Exons: 10
Coding region: 1926-3671 (581 amino acids)
Source: RefSeq, a predicted model, not a curated record